UGCGCGAAACAAUUAUCCACCACAACAGAACAUACCAGCGCAUCGCCAUAGAUCGCAAGAUAUACUUUGUGCCAGUCGAUGAGGUCUGCAGCCCCUAAUACCCCUUUUCAGGCACGGUUUGAAAUCUAACAUCGACAACUCUUGUAGGAUGAGACUAUUCGUCUGCGAAUUCAGCAUGAUGUCUUGACCAUGAUGUUCGACGGAAGGUCCAUCUUUCCGCCCAUGGGAGCAUUAAGACGAGUGCUCGACUGCGGUUUCGGUACGGGCCUAUGGGCUUUUCAGGUAGCUUGGGAGAACCCUAGGUGCGAGGUUAAUGGCAUCGACGUGAGCCCCCACCACUAUAACCCCGAGGAGAGUGUUGAGAACCUUUACCUUAAUGUCGACAACCUUAACAUGCCGCUUCAAUUCCCUCCCAAUAAUUUCGAUCUCGUGAACAGUAGGCUGGUAGCUGGAGGCAUCGACCGAAAUCGAUGGCAUGGAUACAUGCGCGAUAUCCUACGGUGUCUUCGCGGAGGCGGGUGGUGCCAGAUGGUUGAGAUGGACUUCAACGCACAAUCCGACAAUGGCACAUUGACAGAUGCGCACGCCCUUCGUCAAUGGUCAGAUAAAUACCGAGCAGCGACGGCACAAUUCAAGAAUCCGGACGCGCCACGGCGUCUUGGGCAUUGGAUGAGACACGCUGGUUUUACCGAUGUCGAGGAACGAAUGAUUCCCCUUCCAAUGUGCGGCUGGUCUGAUAGUCAGAGAGAAUUCGAUAUUGGUGUAGCCAACCAAGAAAAUGUUCGCUUGAUGCUAGGGUCCUUAGCUCUGUACCCAUUUACAGAAUUACUUGGCAUGACGAUUACGGAAUUCCACGUCCUGGUAGCCCAAGCGAGAGCAGAAGCGAGUACACCCGCACUCAAGCCAUAUUUCCGAGUGUAUGUGUGCGUCGGUAGAAAGCCAAGGCGCUGAGAUGAUCGGGCGACUAUUUUUGAUGGAGUUUGGCGGAGGGGAACCUUGCCGGGUUGGAGAAAAGGCACAGGACGCUGCACAGAUAGACAUAGAUCAAGUUGAUCGGUUCAUGAUCGUGUCGCUUGAUGGUUCGGUUGUCCCUGUGGGUGGAGAGGGAUGAAUCCUGUGUAGGGAAGGGUUUAGGCGUGGUGGUAAGGCAGUUCAGGCGUUGUCCAUGUCCCUACCAACGGGAACCGGGCUUUCGCACUUUAUACGUUAAGCAAUCUGAAGAUAGGGUCAUAAGGUCAUAGGAGCAUG
This is a messenger RNA of Annulohypoxylon truncatum, 1248 nucleotides long. Its product is annotated as S-adenosyl-L-methionine-dependent methyltransferase. The transcript is spliced from 9 exons. The record is from RefSeq and is a predicted model, not a curated record. Bases 190 to 951 code for a protein of 253 amino acids. NCBI's taxonomy places the organism in Eukaryota, Fungi, Ascomycota, Sordariomycetes, Xylariales, Hypoxylaceae. Gene Ontology annotation, molecular function: methyltransferase activity.